AUGUAACGCUUUGCAAAUCCGCCUCUCAGGCACGUAAUUCGCAGGAGCUGCUUUGCUGCUGCUUCAAAGAGGCAGUGCCUGCAGUAUUUAAGAACUCUGAGGACCAGACAAAGGCAGGUGCCCUAGAGGUACAAACUGCUCUUAAGAGGUGAUUUGCCCAUCCACCAGCAGAAUGGUAUCUUUCAGGAGUUGUGUGAUUCUCUGACCACCUCCUAUGGGAAGUGCGUAAUUGUGGUGAGGGACAAAAGGCAGCCAAUGCAUGUAGGGGCAAAAGAUGGCAAGGAGCUGGACACAGGAACCCUGCCACCAGUCCCACCAGCGAUCUACGUGUCUGACAUUGAGUGUUGCCCUGAAGUUGCUAGAGCCAAUGGCCAUGACCUUCUUGUUGGGACUUUGUCCUACAACUAUCUCUAUCCUAUGGACAUUGCCAGGUCUUCUUUGAAAUGAUUUAUUAUGAACAACAGGAAGGACUUUACUCUGAGGUCUGUUGAGAGGACCCACUCCUAUAGGUGUAUCCUCUCCAGUGACUUGAUUGUUAAAGGAAUAGAGAAGAUGACCCCAAACAAAUGGAAGGUAGUGAUUAACAGAAUGAAGAGAUGGAAGAACUGCUACCUUGACACAAUUUCUUAA
Messenger RNA from Balearica regulorum gibbericeps (East African grey crowned-crane), 630 nucleotides. Lineage: Eukaryota; Metazoa; Chordata; Aves; Gruiformes; Gruidae. The record is from RefSeq and is a predicted model, not a curated record.